Messenger RNA from Chara braunii, 807 nucleotides. The record is from the annotation of a GenBank genome assembly. NCBI's taxonomy places the organism in Eukaryota, Viridiplantae, Streptophyta, Charophyceae, Charales, Characeae.
AGCUGGAGGAGGGGCCGGAUCCACGGCCCGAACCCUACAGAUUGGAGGCGGGCGGAUGAUGGGAUGGAUGUGUGUAAAGCCCUCUUUAUAAAGGGCCGCAAUCUUCGCAACCAGUUGGAGGGUGAGAUGGGUGAUAAGGGCAAGGGCGGAGUGGAUGCCAGCGGAGAUAAAUGCGGCGACGACACUGGCGAUAGCAACAGAAGCAACAACAACAACAACAACAACAACAACAACAACAACAACAACAACAGCAACAGCAACGACAACGACAACAAUAACAUCAACAACAACUGCGGUGAUGCUGGGGGUGGCAACAACAACAACAAUAAUGAUGAUGGUGGUAGUGACAACGAUGGUGGCGGCAACGAUCACUGCAACAGCAACAACAACAACAAUAACAUUCACGACAGUGGCAGCAGCAGGGUUGAGAGCGGGGUUGGGGAUGACAUCAACAACAACAGCGAUGAUGCCGGUAGUGUUGACGACGGAGGCAGCGAUGACCACGGCAGCAGCGGGGCUGAAAGCCUUAGCACGACGGGUGUGAUGCCGCAUGCUGAAGUGGAGGAGAUUGGGAUUGAUGUGGAUAAGAGGUUUGCCAUCUCCCCCUCCCUUCCCCCUUUUAACCUCAUCGUCUGGUUGAGGAUAGGAGUGGGCUGAUCGUUGUUGAUUGUGUUGCCAAUUGAUGUUGAUUGGUGUUGUCCGGCCUACCAAUCAACAAUGGAGUGCUGAGGGGGGCUGGUUAGGAUAUACAUUGCGGGUGGUCAAUACUUCCCUUGCGUGGGGAAGUAAUCAAUGCCCCCGCUUACA